Molecule: messenger RNA, 6198 nt
Organism: Penicillium samsonianum
Lineage: Eukaryota; Fungi; Ascomycota; Eurotiomycetes; Eurotiales; Aspergillaceae
Product: C50 family peptidase
Exons: 2
Coding region: 1-6198 (2065 amino acids)
Biological process (GO): proteolysis; meiotic chromosome separation
Cellular component (GO): mitotic spindle; cytoplasm; centrosome
Molecular function (GO): protein binding; cysteine-type endopeptidase activity
Source: RefSeq, a predicted model, not a curated record
AUGGCGGUCACCGUCUUACCGGCCAGCUCUCUAACAGAGUCCGUGAAACAGGCCCUCCGAUCAACGACAACAUGCUCCGACGCUACCGUGUUGUCCCUCCAAACACUCCUCCGCGGGUCGCCAAAGAUGCCCGAGAAACCCACGAAACGCACAAAAUCCACUAGAGAACCACCCGCGACACCGAGUCGAGCGAGAAAUUCCCGCGCAACGAAGACGAAACCUGCGAAUGAUGCGGCGCUGCAAUCAUUGGCCGAUCACGAGGCCGCGGCAUUGUCGUGUCAGGAGAAGCUGGUCUUUGCUACGGAGGUAUUCAAUGCCACAUUAAAGACCCUCACGGAUGCAGCCAAGAUAUCUACAGCAAAGCGUCAGAAUAAUACACCCGAUACUGCCCAUGGCCCCGACGCGGGAAUCGCCUCGGCUGCGGAGUGCGCCAGGCUUUCUUUGUCCACACUGCGCACUCUUAAAAAUGACGCUGGGAAUGACCAGUUCCCGAAUAUGCAGCUCGAGCAGGGGCUCUGUGUUCUUGCGGGAAAGCUUAUCUCUCUGGGACUGAACGAUGCGGCAUACAAAGAGCUUCGACUUUUGAAGCGGAGAAUCCAACAACAUCUGGAUGGCGGGAAGGCCGGGCAGAAGACUACAGAAGCGAAGGAUGCGGCAGACGAAGAAGCUUCGAAAGAACGGAUGUCGGAUCUCUUGACGUUCGCUCACAUCUCGAACGCGAAAUCGCUGUAUGGCUUGCUUGUUCCCUUUCACUCGAAUGUGAUGCGGCUAUUUGCUGCUGAUAGAAGAGCCUCCACAAUCCAGAAGGUCUCCCCUUCUUUGCAACUUUCUGAUUCGAGCAGCCCUGCUCAAGUCAUUUUGGCUGCCCUGAAGGCGGGUCAACUAUCGAAUGACAAAGCUGCUCUACAACUCCAGCUAUUAUCGAAUACAGUUCUAUCGCUUUGCUCGGGGACGUCUUUCUCAAAGGAUGAGGCCUCGAACAGUUUGAAGCCAACGACCUCCUUGGCCUUGCAACUACUUUCCCUCGAGGUUCGAUGUUUGGGCUGGAAGCUGUCCGGUCAUGUCUGUGACGAGAGCAAGGAAGUGUUCGAUCCUUUGCUUCGCUAUUUUGGUAAUUUUUCUCACCGGAGCAAGGGUAUUGAGAAAGCCGAGUUUGCUUCAAUCUACAAAACGGUUACCCGGAUGCAAACAUCCAUUGCAGAGGUCAAGAAGAAGUCCUCAGAAACACAAAACGCCAACCAGGCAGCCAAGCUCAUGACUCUUCUCGGGCAGCUUGCUUUCGACGCGGGCUGUUUUGAUGAAUCUAUGAAGCUGUUCACACAAGCCACCAACCCCCUCUCAAAAACCCAGUCUCUUUCGCUGGCAACAGUUCGGUGUAAAAUUGCAUCUGUUCAUUUCCAGGCUUCAAAGACAUCGAAAAAGUUCCUAGAUGGAGCUUUGGAUUCUGUGUCAGAGGCAACUCAAUCCCUAGGGUUGCAAUUAAGAGGAAGCGCAAACGACCUAGAUGAACUGCUGGUGGAAGCUGCAAGACUCAAGAAGCUGGCUCUUGCUUGGUUCGGAGAGGCUAUCACAAAAAGUUCCGAGACUGAAAGCGAGAAGAAUGAAGUUGCUAGUCAGAUCAGGGAAUAUCUACAAGCGUUCAUCAGGUUCCUCAGACGCUAUGUUGGACGCCAGCCAACAGAAGAUGGCGAUGAAAAGGAGCUCGAGAUGUUCAACAAACGCAUUUCAAUUUCUAGGAGCAUCAUUCUAGCUGCCAUUGAUUCGACUGUCGCAAUCGGGAAGCUUUCUAUCAUGUCUCACAGGCCACCUUGGGAAGACAUGCUUCCAAUUCUGACUGAUUGCCAUCGCCUGCUCUCGACUAUCGAAUCUCCCGAUGAAAAAGACGCAGAGACAACAGAAAACCUUGGGAUGGCACUUGUCAAGCUUUCAAACCUGUUCUGGUCUCGAUACAUCAAAGAAAAAGAGGCCGGACAGGGUUAUCGGGAACUCAUACCCCUUCUCAAACAAUCUACCCAGCUGCUUUCAAGCUGCUCGCCUUCUCAACGCAACACCGCAUUCGCAGCCCUCAAAUUCGAGAGAAUGGCUCAUCUGUACAUCGAAGGCAAUAUGUACAUUGAAUCAGAGCAGAUGUUUCGACAAUCGAUUGCAGAAUACAUUCUCUCUGGUACUCUGGACCAGAUCGUCAAGAGCAGCGGAGGAAGCAAUCCAACUUUGGUCAACCAGGAUCCCAAGAGUCCCGGGUUCAUGCUUGGCCGUGUAUUUUCCGCCCUUCUGAAGAUGAAGCUGCGCAGGAAGGGAUCUCACCCCUCUGUUGUCUAUGAUGAUGCUGAACUAGCAUUCGAACAGAGAUGUCUUCUUCUCGAAUGGCAGAUGAGCUUGCUUGUUGACAUGCAUAGCUAUUCUUCAAACGAAGAAGAGUUCCGCUUGAUUCUCGGCUCGGCUGUUUCCUCCCUCCUCGACCUCUACCCCCCUCACGUCUACCCUAUUCGCCACUCUCGUGUGAUUAUCUCUGCCUUGCGUCUUCUACUGGAGCAACCUACUGCCUUGGAUUCGUCUUUGAUUGAAACUCUGGUGGAUGCAGGAACAAAGGCUUUGGAUGACGGUUUGCAGGUCCGAGAUGAUGUUGAUCUUGCUUCAUUUGCAAUCCAUAUUAGCAACUCAUUGCGCAUUAUCAUCGGUUUCCACCGCGGCAAGAUUGACGCAAGCGAACUAGAUGACACGCUUGCAUCGUGGACUUCAUUGACGCGCCAGUCCCAUGACUGGAAAACACUGCUGCUCUGCAUCAAUGACACGGAUUACUGGGUCUUGCAGUUGAAGGCCCUGGUUGAUUAUACCGAAAUCCACGGGCUUUGGAAGGCUCAACUAUGCACCCUGGAACUGAUAUUGCGUGCCGCGGAGCUCCAGCAAUCAGGGGAUUUGUCAGACGCCAUCAUCAUUCUGUCGCGCUUGGUACUGCAGAAUUGCCGCCUGGGCUACUGCCAAAAGGCAGGUGAACUCCUCUCGCGUGGUGAGCAGUAUCUUGCUCAAACCAAGGUUUCUUCUCUUGCUAUCAUUUCCUACAAAGUUGCACGGGUGGAAUAUCUUCUGGAGACCGGAGAGCCCGAGAAAGCCGCCGCCGUUCUUUCAGCAGCGCGCGCACUCUAUGAAAAGUGCCAGAAGUCAGAACUAAGCAACUUGACUGUCCUAUCGAAGAUCUCAUGGGAAAGACUGGUAGCAGAUGCCGCCUUUGUUCAGUCCAGAUUGUUCUCCGCACAAGGCUCAGCAACCCAGGCUCUGUACUUCGCAAAGUUGUCUGUAAGGCUCAACUGCCGCAUAUGGGCCAAGGUUGAGAGGCUAGCCCAAAGAAAGCAAGACAAGAUGUUGCCUGCUGCAGGAAGCUCUGAUGUUGAGGCUGUUGCUGAUGGUAUCGCAAAGCUUGAUUUGUCUCAGAACGGGUCUUCCCCGGAUGUGUCUGCCAGCUACAUCCAAGGUGCGCCUUUCUGGCCGCAUCUGGGUUCCCACCAUACCUGCUUGUUGAACCUCGCAACAUUAUCUGCCCAUCAUGGCUUGUUCCAGGAUGCUAUCUAUUAUGGCGAGCAAGCGCUGAAAAUUGACAAGACCCUUGAUGCCAAUGCACGGCUACUGGCGGCGCAGACCCAGCUUGGUUGCCAUUGGAUUCUUAGUGGCCACAUGAAUGAGGGACAAGAUCAUCUCUCUGCAGCGGCCGAGUCGUCUAAACGAACCCAGCAAAGUAUUGAAACCGUGUCUUUUCAAAUGGCGCUUGCGUCUCUGUACAAGACCCAGGGCGCACAUGACAAGGCACUCCGUGUUCUCCUUGAAGCAGAUAAAAUCAUCACAGCGGUCACCUCGGCUGAUAUGCCUGCCAAUCUGGAGGCAGCAGGCAUGGCAGAAAUCGAAGAAAAGAUGGACAAGUUACGGGUUAGAACAAGCAGCCGGCGAACCCCAACACCUCGGACCCCAACACCUACUACGACUACCACCACCACUCGGCGGACCCGUGCAACCAGUUCCGCCCCUACCAAAACCACAAAGAAAGCCACAGCUCCAAAACUUACUCUCCCCGAAGUCCAAUCUAAAUCCCUAUUACAGCUCAAAGGCAACAUCCUCAGACAGCAAGCUGAUUGCCUGCGGGAAUUGCGCGACUUUGAGCGAUCUGCCCAAACACUUGCAGAAGCCAGACAAUUUGCCGUGGCUCGAGAAAGCAAGAUCACUCUGGAGAUCGGUGAAAGCGAGCAUCUGUUGGCCGAUGCAAUUCGCCGUUUUGCCAGCCAUGCCGUGUACUGUGUCUUACCUGAAUCUACAAUUUCGCUCCCGUCACUCAAAACACCAAGCAAGACGGCAGAUGAGCCUAGUUUACCCCCGACAAAGCCGACAAGGAAAACGAGGGCUCCAGCCAAAACAACGCGCACCAAGGCUCAACGAGCCAGUGAUGACUUUUCGGUUAUGUUGUCCAAAGCGAGCGAUUGUCUUGCCAGUGUCUUCUCUGAUGCCACAAUUCUAGGCUCAACGCUUGAUAGCCAUGCGGCAUCUCGCUUGAUGAGUCGGAUCUCUAUGCUAUCGCAUGCGACUUCUCCCGGGAUCCCAGCGACUCUGGCUCAGUCGCCCGCAAAUAUGAAUGAGAUCGGACGUGUUGGCGCAUUUGCCCGGGAGCGUAUGGCGAUUGAUAUCGAUCGACAGCUGGCUGAUUUUGCCGACCCCUUGUUUUGGCCAACCUCGUUCCCCUCAGCUGUCGAGCUGGACAAUGAUCUUUGCUCCAACUUCACACAGGAUUACGUCGACAUUCUGCCCGAAACUUGGAAUGUUCUCUCUUUGUCAUUGAGUGCAGACCAUACUGAAUUUGUGGUUUCACGACUCCAAAAAGACCGCUCGCCGUUCCUUCUGCGUCUUCCCCUCCACCGCGGGAACUCAGAAGAUGACGAUGAAGAGCAGUUCACUUUCGAGGAUGGAAAAGAGGAAAUGCAAGAACUCAUCAAGCUCGCCAACGAAAGUGCACAUGCAGCCAAGGCCCAGACGGACAAGUUGUCGAAGAAGGAAUGGUGGAAGACCCGCGAAGCGCUCGACCGUAGGAUGGAAAGUGUGCUUCAAAACAUUGAGAACAUAUGGUUUGGAGGGUUCCGCGGUGUGUUCUCACCGCUGUCGCGGGAGACUACCGCGCUGGCCCGGUUCGCGAGUACUUUCCAAAGCAUCCUUGACAAGCAUCUUCCUUCUCGGCAGAAGGGUGGCAAGGCUGCCGGGCCCCGGCUCACGCUACACCAGAAUGUAGUGGACUUGUUCAUCGGGCUUCGCGAUCUUGAAGAGCAAGAAGAGCCCGAAGACACGCUGAUGGAUCUUCUUUACUUUGUCGUGGAUAUUCUACAAUUCCAGGGCGAGCGCAAUGCCUAUGACGAGAUUGACUUCGACAUGAUGGUCGUAGAUACCCUCGAUGCCUUGCGAGGCUACCACGAAGCUGCGCGUGAUGAACUUGCAUCACGGCCGCCGAGACAUACAAUCCUCGUGCUCGAUAAAGCUCUCCACCUGUUCCCGUGGGAAUCACUUCCCUGUCUCCAAGGAUAUCCUGUUUGUCGCGUCCCAUCCCUCGAAUGCCUCCGGGACCGAGUCCUCCAAUUCCGCAAGGCAUCCUCCGGAGCCAUCGUUGACCGCAACUCUGGCGCAUUUGUCCUCAACCCAACAGGCGACCUACGCACAACGCAAACAACUUUCGAACAAGACCUUUCCAAGUUCAAAUCCUGGACUGCAGUCGUACAGCGCGAACCAACCGAAGACGAAUUCCGCGACGCGCUGGAAAAGAAGGGUCUAUUCCUGUACUUCGGCCACGGCAGCGGCGCGCAGUAUAUCCGCGGCCGUACAGUCAAGCGACUCACGCAAUGCGCUGUUACUUUCCUCAUGGGAUGUAGUAGCGGCACUUUGACCGAAGCCGGCGAGUAUGAGCCCUACGGCACGCCGAUGAAUUAUCUCCAUGCAGGCAGCCCCGCGCUUGUGGCUACGCUGUGGGAUGUCACGGAUCGGGACAUUGACCGGUUUACCACGACUGCCUUUGACGCGUGGGGUCUGGUUGAGAAGAAGGAUAAGAAGGAUAAGAGCCGAGGGCAGGAUGUUGGGCUUGACACAGCAAUUGCGCGGUCCAGGGGUGCAUGUGUGUUGAGGUAUCUGAACGGUGCAGCGCCUGUGGUUUAUGGAGUUCCGGUGUUUUUAGAGUGA